UACGACCUCGCAUGUAUACAGGAACCGUUCCUCAACCAAGUAGGCCUUGCAAACGCAUCGAACUUAAGAAGAUACUGGGACGUCAUCUACCCAUCAAACCAUAACGCCAACCCCGCACGAUCUCAAUCCAUUCUACUAGUCAACAAAAAACUCUCCAAAAACAACUGGCACAUAGUACCACUAGACACUCCCAACAUAACAGCAAUCGAGCUC
This is a messenger RNA of Suillus clintonianus, 213 nucleotides long. RefSeq lists its product as uncharacterized. The record is from RefSeq and is a predicted model, not a curated record. The transcript has a single exon. The annotation marks the transcript as partial. NCBI's taxonomy places the organism in Eukaryota, Fungi, Basidiomycota, Agaricomycetes, Boletales, Suillaceae.